GAAGGGAUGCCGAGUUGUUUUCAAAAACACCAAAAUUGACAUGUCCGUGAUUUGUGUCAAAAGAAACCUGUUAGUCGUGCCGAAGGAUAUUCCAUCAUUGGUGGUGUUUUUAGAAAUCAAUGGUAAUAAUAUGUCUCAAAUAAAAAAAAAACGAUUUUUAUAACACAUCACUUCUUAGAUCUUUAAGUUUGAGACAAAACCACAUCUUCCUUGUUGAGGACGGAUCAUUCGCAAACCUGCCGGUUCUAAAGAGUUUGAAUAUGGCCUGUAAUCAUCUCACCUACCUUUCAAAACACAUCUUCCAAGGUCUGAACAACCUGCUGUCUCUACAGCUGGACAGAAACCGGAUCUCCUCCAUCACAAAUUCAUCCUUUGAGUCAUGCUCAAAGUUACAAAUUUUGGAUCUUAGCAACAAUCGCUUGAAUAAAUUAGAGAUUAUUCGCCACAUAUUACAGCACACCCCAGGUCUGCAUGAGUUGGACAUUCAGAAUAACACAUUUAUGUAUUUUAAUUCACCGGAAAUAUCAAACAGGUCCUUGGCAUUAAAUUCACUAGAUAUAUCACAUAAUCCACUGAAAUCAUUCAGGCUGACGUCAGACAUUUUUCCUAAACUGACCACAUUAAAUCUAUACAACUGUAGCCAGAAGGACAUGAUUUGGGACGUGCAGAACAAGUCUUUCCUACAACAUGUGUCCAAACUUUACCUAGGAGGUGGUCACAUGUCUUUGGAAAGUUUGCGUGCGGUUCUGCAGACUGUCAACUCGUCCCUGACAAGUCUAACGCUAAAUGACGAAUCAGAGGCCCUUAGUCCGCUCAUUACCGUCGCCUGCCGGAUCCCAACACUGACCAGCCUCCUGCUGACGAAGAACCGCAUUACUGCUGUCCCGGGAGAUCUCCUCAAAUCGUGCGGCCAACUGACUUAUCUGGGUCUUAGCAACAACAGUAUUUCUAACGUGUCGGGGUCCUCUUUCACAGCUCUGCAGCAGCUGGCUAGUCUAAAGAUGAGUCAAAAUAACCUCACCUCGGUUCCUACUGUCAUUAGCAAUCUGACCAAGCUGAAAACCCUGGAUUUAAGUCACAACAACAUCCGUCGGCUAGGGUGCUCGGAUUUUGCUCAUCUGACACAACUCACUGUUCUCACUCUUUUCUCAAAUCUCAUCUCUAAACUGGAGGCCUGUUUUUUUCAAGAUUUGAAUGCGUUGGAAAUAUUGAGGCUUAGUAACAACCGAAUUCACAGUCUGGGCAAAGCCUUCAAAAACUCUUUGCCGAAUCUGAAAAGUCUGUAUUUGAACUCCAAUAAACUCACAAACAUCAAACACAGAACCUUUAAAAGUUUACGGUCGCUCACCAAUUUGACUCUAGUUAGUAACCAGAUUAACAUAUUAGAGUCUGGGGCCUUUGAGGGUCUGAUCAACCUCAAAAAACUGACCCUGUCGCAAAAUCAGAUUGAUUGUGGUAAACAGGGAAUCAGACAGGAGGUCUUCAGCAGACUGAGUCAUCUUACACAUCUAAAUAUGUUUGACAAUAAAUGUCAGUAUGACACAGACGACACCAUUCCAGAUCCGCCCUUUGCGAACCUGUCAUCUCUUCAGACCCUCAUCAUCUUCACCCAACACCACAGGCUAAAGUCUAACCUACCGGCCAACUUCUUGAAAGGCUUGACAAACCUAUCCGAACUCAAAGCCAGAAAUAUUCGCAUAACGUCCCUGAAACCGGAGAUGUUUACUCACACGCCUCAAUUAAAGUCUCUAGAAAUCAACUCCAACAACUUGGUAAAACUUGAUCCAGAACUGUUUCUCCCGAUCCAAAAACUGGAACAGCUCUUCGUGAGCACAACCAAACUUCAGUCGUUAGAUUUCCUCAUACAUGCCAACCUGUCCAAGCAGGCCCAGCAAAACGCCUUCUCCAUCAUCAACGAGACCGUCCUGAAAUCUCUCCCGGCGUUGACCUACCUCGACUUGCAACGCAACGACUUCACGUGCGACUGCACCAACGCUUGGCUUCUGGACUUCAUCGAGAACAACGCUCAGACCCAGGUCCUGGAAGGACACAGCUACACCUGCAUCUUCCCGGCAAACCUCAAGGGCUCCCAGUUGCUCGAUCUGGACACACGCUCCUGUCUGGAAAGCAUCAGCUUCUCCUUCUACGUCUCCACCACCUGCGCUGUCCUCGCUGUCCUCGCCGGCGCCCUCUCCCGCCACCACCUGCGACGGCAGGUGGUCUACGCGUACUACCUCUUCAGGGCGUUCCUCUUCGACGCCAAGCGGAAGAAUGGGCGGGGAGCGUGCCAGUACGACGCCUUUGUGUCCUACAACGUCCACGAUGAAGGUCCCUGGGUGCUGAGGCAGAUGCUGCCUGUGUUGGAGGGCGAGCAGGGAUGGAAACUGUGUCUGCACCAUCGAGACUUCCAGCCUGGCAAAGCCAUCAUAGACAACAUUACAGACGCCAUUUACAGCAGCAGAAAGACCAUCUGUGUGAUCAGCCGUCGCUACCUGGAGAGUGAGUGGUGCUCCAGAGAGAUCCAGGUCGCCAGCUUCCGCCUGUUUGACGAGCGCAAGGACGUGUUGAUCCUGGUGUUCCUGGAGGAGAUCCCAGCCCAGCAGCUGUCUUCCUACCACGAGAUGAGGAGGCUGCUGAAGAGGCAGACCUACCUGAGCUGGCCCCGAGCCGCACAGCACAGCCGGCUCUUCUGGCACAAGCUCCGCCUGGCUCCGGAGACCAGCGAGGGCUCUGGAGAGGAGAACUCCCUCAUCACUGGGCUGGAGGGACCCUGACACACGCACACACACACACACUCCUACACACAUAGACAUAUACACCCACACACAUAGGCUACUCAUACACUCACACACACAUAGACAUACACACACACAUAUGCUACUCUUACACUCACACACACACACAUAGAUACACACACACAUAGGCUACUCUUACAUACACACAUACUAGAUACACACAAACAUACGCUACUCAUACACUCACACACACAUACGUUACUCAUACACUCACGCACACAUAUAUACACACACACAUAGGCUACUCAUACACUCAUACACACACAUAGGCUACUCAUACACUCACACACACAUAUAUACACACACACAUAGGCUACUCAUACACACACAUAGGCUACUCAUACAAUCAUACACACACAUAGGCUACUCAUACACACACACUUACACACAUACUCAUACAUGUGUACCAACAAGUAGACAGACACACACACAUUUACAGGCAAUCAACAUCAAGCAGGAAAUGCAAGAGAAUUUUAAAUACUUCAAAUAGUUUUACGCCUACUCAAACUGAACCUU
Osmerus eperlanus (European smelt) is the source of this 3311-nucleotide messenger RNA. RefSeq names its product toll-like receptor 13. Gene Ontology annotation, biological process: toll-like receptor signaling pathway; inflammatory response; immune response. Gene Ontology annotation, molecular function: transmembrane signaling receptor activity; protein binding. Gene Ontology annotation, cellular component: plasma membrane. The record is from RefSeq and is a predicted model, not a curated record. NCBI's taxonomy places the organism in Eukaryota, Metazoa, Chordata, Actinopteri, Osmeriformes, Osmeridae.